Molecule: messenger RNA, 999 nt
Organism: Psilocybe cubensis
Lineage: Eukaryota; Fungi; Basidiomycota; Agaricomycetes; Agaricales; Agrocybaceae
Exons: 1
Coding region: 1-999 (332 amino acids)
Source: RefSeq, a predicted model, not a curated record
AUGUCUUCAACUUCAGAAUCAAUACAGCAACCCCAACCUGCAGCCAUCGCGGCUGAAAGGCGCCCACAGGCAGAACCACUGCCGUCAAAACGCGGUGAAAUAGGUUACAUUGAGGGUGUCCAUGUUCCUUUAGAACGGGCAGACGAUGCGGGGCUUGCUCGUCUUCCUGAGCGACAUCCAGCUGAUAGAGACAAUUCACCACCAUCGGCACCUCCCUUGGACACUGGCUCAGCGGCAAAUCCUUCUCCUUCCUCUUCCGAAUCCCCUUCUUCUCCAAGUUCUAUUACCAAGUCGCCGAAAGGCCUAAAAUCAUUGACUUUUGGUGGACUACAAUUCAUCACCCUGCUUAUUUUCACUAUCCAGUUAUUUAUAUUCGCUGGGACAAUUGUAGGAUGGGUAUUUGCAGCACGGCUCAUGAUGCGUACAUCCUCCAGCGGCGACUCGAAUUCACCAUCAGGACAGUCAACAAGUGUCUUUGUUCACGUCGUUUUCGUCCUUGCGCUUCUCGGGCAACUCAUAUACCUAGAACGACGACUCUUUCGGUUGCGAGGUGAACGGUACAGCUAUCUUCAUCCUGGAGAAAUUCUACCCCGUCAUCGAAACAUCCCCAGGAGUCCUGACACUGCCCUCGCGUUCGCUCCUUGGAACCGCCCACCACUUCCUACCUAUGCGGCUGCACUAGCACAGAGCGGAGUUGGGACCGGAGACGUCGAGGACCAUAUUAUUGCGGUAUCACCUCCACCUGCUUAUGGAAAUACACGAGGCAGUACUCUUCUAUUGGCCGGUUAUCUACGGAACAGUCUUAGGGCACAACGACCUAAUUCGUCCUACAGCCAGGCACCACCCGAGAGUCCAGAUAGAACACCAAGUCGCCUUAGUUAUGUCAGCAGGGGCGAAGCAAGGGAAGGGAGAGAGAACGCAGACAGAGCCCAGAGACUGGAAGCCACUUUAAGUCGGUUGGAAUCAACACCACAGACGUCAACGCCGAGACAACAGUGA